Messenger RNA from Aphanomyces astaci, 1185 nucleotides. RefSeq lists its product as hypothetical. Lineage: Eukaryota; Oomycota; Saprolegniomycetes; Saprolegniales; Verrucalvaceae. The transcript has 3 exons. The record is from RefSeq and is a predicted model, not a curated record. Bases 1 to 1185 code for a protein of 394 amino acids.
AUGCUCAAACGCUACGUCGCCAUCCGAGGUUUUGUGCAUCAACUCAACGACCGCACUAUCCUCUCUCUUCUCUCCACCGAUGAGCAAGACAAGGAAAUCGACAUCUUGCUGGGGAUCCUUGGCGAGCUAGAAUCAGGAACCAAAGACCAACAAGCUGAAGACUCCACUAUUUUGGACGCACGCAACCUCUUCGACGAGACGAUCCUGCUAUACCCAGAUGCGGCCAAGCGUUUGGGCCCAAACGCCGACAUUUUGGUCAGCCCGAAUUUCGAAUCUGCCGUGACGAAGUUGUUGAACAACGCGGCGGGUCAGUUGAGUGCCGUUGAGCGGGAAAGCGUUUGUGGAUUGCAGAUGUACUCACCAGCCACUCAGAAUCCAAGCGACAAGCCUUUGACCCUGGCGGAACGAGCAAAGAAACGAAAGAAGACAAGUCAUGAGGAUCGAGGGAAGUCAGAACACUUGGAUGUGCUCGGUGUGCAAGCGCCAACUCAAGUCAAUGUGGCUAGUAGUGGCUACACCAAUCUGUACAGCCUCCUCAAGCUGAAGCACCCUGGGCUUGCUGGGAUCUACGCUGAGGCCAUUGGGCAAAAUUCGAAGUCUGCUCCGUUGGACGCCUGGUUCGAUCCUAAAGCCACCAACAUCUUUAACUGGAUCGAGUGGCUUAUCAUGAACGAGCACGAGUUCACCUUUGUGGAAAGUCAACUGACGCGGAAAAACUCAACGUUGAAACCCAUUUCUGUCAAAACGAUAAAACGCUACUGUUUCAAGUUGGUGAAGGCCGUGGAACGACGUGUGUCGAGCGCUAUGGCUGGCCGGCCGUACAGCAUUGUGUUUGAUGGGUGGUCCAACGACUCUACGCAUUUCCUCGGAAUGUUUGUCUCGCUCCCGAAUGUGUACGCAAGCAUCGAAAAGUGGUUCGUUUGUCUGAUUGGCGACAAUUGUUCGACCAAUAAGGCCACGGUGAAUCUCUUUUCACGGCUGUUGAUUGGCUGUCACAGCCAUCGCUUGAAUUUGGCAGUGGAUCAGUUCCUCAAAGCUAAUGUCAGUGAUGUGCUCUCCAAUGUGGCUGCAGUCAUGGUUAAGCUUCGAUCGUUGAAAGCGGGGGGCCCACUGCGAUUAACCACCAUGUUGAAGCCCAAGCUACGCAAUGCCACCAGGUGGACUGGCGCUGUGUCCAUGUUUUAA